Molecule: messenger RNA, 2211 nt
Organism: Phoenix dactylifera (date palm)
Lineage: Eukaryota; Viridiplantae; Streptophyta; Magnoliopsida; Arecales; Arecaceae
Product: DNAJ heat shock N-terminal domain-containing protein
Source: RefSeq, a predicted model, not a curated record
UCUUGUUAAAAGAAACGGAAGACGGCGUGUAGAGGGCGAGAAGAGAUGGGAAGGGAUCGCGGCAGCAACAGGAAGAGCCGGGACGAUCGUAGCUCCUGCUCCUCCUCCUCUUUCUCUUCCUCUUCCUUUUCUGACAGCGAGAGCCCCGAAAGGAGGAGGAGGAGGACGAAGAAACGGGAGAGGUCGAGCCGCCAAAAAGAUAGCAGCAGGCGUCGGAAGAGCCGACACCGAUCUGGGAAGGACUCACGGGAGAGUUCUCGUAAGAGGAAGUCCAGGUCGGAAGAUAAAGAGGAGCGGCGGAAGAGGAGACACAAGAAGAAGUCGCGUACAACGGCCGACUCGCCCUCGCUCUCGCCCUUUUCCAGCGAUGUUUCCGACACCGAAUCCUCAAAGCCAGAGGCGCUCGCUCGCCUCAUCCUUCGGAGAUAUCCCGAUGUCGCCGGCGAUCUCCAACAGCUUCUCCAAAUGAUAGACAAUGGACAGGGUGUUGAUAUCAGUGGAAUUUCUAACAACUCAUUGGUGAAACUUUUGAAGAAACUUUUCUGGUCUCUAAAGCUUAAGCAAAAUGAAAAUGGAGUUUUUUUGCGGCCUCAAAUGGGCCUUCCUACACUUAAGGUUGUUGGAUCGCUAUUAGGCUCACAUCUUAAACCUGGAGAUGGUCACCAUCCAAUUCCUGGAUCACCAGAUAGACGACGAUCUUCGCCAUCUGAUAAGAGAAGUAAAGAUGAUAUUGAUGCUGCACAAUUGGCAGAAAUGCAUGAUAAACAGGAAUCCCCAAUUCCCUGUAGAAGAAGGUUAAUUGGGCCUGAAAUGCCAUCUCGUGAGUUGCUAGAUGCAGCAGCUAAAUUAACAGAGGCAGAUAAUUUGCUGAGGGAAGCUGAUUUGGAAGUUGACGAUAAUUUGCUUAUAGGCCCUCCUCCACCUGCCAUGGUUGCUGAAGCUGAAUCUGCGAAUGAAGCUGAGCGGUUUGAGGAGGUGGCUCGAAUUGCUGCAGCAGAUGUCGAUAAACCGUAUGACGUACUUGGAGCAAAUUGGAAAACUUCAUUUGAUAGCAUCAAGAAAAGGUACUGGAAGUUAUCUCUAAUGGUGCAUCCAGACAAAUGCUCCCAUCCACAGGCACACCAAGCAUUUGUGAUAUUGAACCAAGCUUUCAAAGAUUUACAAGAUCCUGACAAGAGAAAAGCUUUGGAUGAGAAAAUUAAACUUAAAGAAGAACAAGAGGAGUUCAAGAUUGAGUUGCAGGCACUUUGUGAAGCUGCACAAUGGAGACGAUCACAAGGUAUAUCUAUUGAGGGUGAUGAGGAACUUCUUGCAAUCCCUAAAGAGGCUCCAAAAAGAGAGGAGUGGAUGACAACAUUACCACCUGAAAGGAAGCCAGGAAUGACUAUGCAGUCAACAUCAUUUAGUAGGACAAGUAAAGAAGGACGAGGAGAUACUAGCAUUUGGACUGACAGCCCUCUUGACAAAGCAGACAAAGCAAAGCAAAAUUAUCUAGAGGCUUACAACAGAACCAAAGCACUUGCUGACGCAGAUGACCAAAAGAGAGGAGCAAUUUCAGAUGCUGAGCUAGUUGACAAAUUUAACUCUUCCAAGCGCAAGAAAUCUCUUGUGCAAAAGCAUACAGAAGAAAUAAGUAAUCCGAGAAAGAAAUCCAAACAGCCGGAGAAAGAGGAAUGGGAGGGUAAACACCCUUGGAAACCCUGGGAUCGUGAAAAGGAUUUGGUAGCUGGACGGCAAAAGGUCAAUUUUGAUGCGGAGGAUAUGGUGCAAGGAUUGACUUCUCGUUUCUCCUCCGGAACUUACCAGAGAAACUUCUUGUGAGCAGUCCGGUAGUGUAAACUCUCUGUAUUUUAUUGUUCUCAGACAUGUCUGAUGGUUACCGGAGUUGCCGGCUGACUAGCUGUGGAAUCCAAUGCUUGGAAAAGGGAGAGAAAAGGAUGAGCAGAUGCAGAAUGGAGCUUCGGUGAUUUGUUUCUCUAUAUGAACAGAUCUGUGAUGCCGAACCUGUUCGUUUGCCCUUUCCCAUUGUUUGGUCUGCCGUCAUAUCAGUCAGACACCAUGUAACAUGGCCUGCUCAAAGCCUGAUUUACAUCGGCAUGGGCAUAGGCAUAGGCAUCUAAGUCUCCAAGAAUAAAUCAAUCAUAUUGUUAAGUAUUUACAUUAUUGUGCGUUAUAAUGAAUAUUUGAAUGCCCAAUUAUGCGUUUUGGUUA